Molecule: messenger RNA, 1296 nt
Organism: Theileria annulata
Lineage: Eukaryota; Apicomplexa; Aconoidasida; Piroplasmida; Theileriidae
Product: Theileria-specific sub-telomeric protein, SVSP family, putative
Exons: 1
Coding region: 1-1296 (431 amino acids)
Source: RefSeq, a predicted model, not a curated record
AUGAAUAAAUGUGUAACAUAUACAUAUAUAAUAAUACUCAUUAUAAUUGCAGAUGUUUAUUGUUCAGAUAAACAGCACACACCUGAUGAUGAUGAUAUUAAUUUUGAUACAAUAGUAAAAGAAUUAGAAACAUUAGUUGAUGAAGAUGAUGUUGAAAGUAUUGACGAAGAAGGGUUUCAAAAUGUAGUAUCACAGUUGGAAGAGUUAGUAGCUACUGAUCAUGAUAUACCACCACCAAUACAAACACCAAUACCACCAACUCAUACUCAACAACCUUCUAAAGAACCUCAUUAUAUACCAACAAAAGAACAUAAACCAAGUCAUCUAGAUAUUAGACAACCUAUACAAAUACUAAAACGACCUACUAAAGAAUCUAAAGAAUCAUCAACUGAACCUACUAAAGAACCUACUACUCAAGAACCCCAACUAAUCACUCGACCUAUACAAAUACUAAGACGACCUACACAGCCUGAGCAGUCUAAAGAACCACCUACACAAGAAGACUCUAAAGAACCCAUUCAACAACCUCCACAGGAACCUACUCAACAAACCACACAACAUACUACUGAACCAGCUGGGUUGGAACCAGAAACUAUUCCAGUAGAGGUUGGAUCAGAAGAAGAAGAAGAAGGUGGAGAUGAUGAACCUCCUCAGGAACCUAGUGAACCUACUGAAAUAAUAAUGACAACUAAAACAUUAACAUUUAUGAAAAUGAAUGACGAAGGUAAAUUAGUAAAGAUGCAUUUAAGAGAUUUCCUAAUAAAAUAUAUCAAUUCAUCAAAAACAAGGUAUAGACUUAAAGCAAAUCUUGAACAACUAAUUUAUGACGAUAUAAUUAUUUUCGAACAUAAACCUGAAAAUAAAUAUUGUACAUCAUUAACACAUUAUAAAUCAAGGAAUGUGUUCAUUCUUAUAUCUCCUGAUGGAUAUUAUUUAGUUGAAUAUUGUAAAUCUAGUUGGAAAGUAAAAUUUGAAAAUUUUGCAAAAUCUCUCAAUGUAUAUACACAAGAUUCUGAGGGAAAAGAAAUUCAGCUUACUGAACAAUAUUAUGAAAUAAAAAUUAAUGAUCGCCCAUUAAUCCAUUAUAGAUUUAAUUCAGAUGCUAAUUGCACCAAAAUUAUACAUAAAAAAAUUAUAGUUUGGGAAAAAUCUAAUGAUGAAGAUCAUCCAUUAGCAUUGAGUAUUGGUUCAGAUAAAAAAAUCAAAAUAUUUUUCAAAGAUUAUGUCAAAGUAUUAAUAAGAUAUCAUGGGAAAUACUUAGAAUUAUCUAUUAUUAAAGCGACCUAUAAAACAUAA